AUGUCUGCGACACCCACACCCACACCGACCACGGCCAUGUCGGUCGCAGCAACGGCGGCGUCGGCCACCGCCACCAGCCUCAACUCGUCGGCCUCGGCAUCGAGCGCAUCCGCCGCCAUGUCCAGCCUCUCGGCGGUCCUCUCGUCUGCCUCUGCCGCGCUCGCCUCCGAGAGCUCCGUUGCCAGCGGUGCCGCCAGCAACCCGCCCGUCUUCAAGUUUGUCGGUCUCGCCCUCGCAGUCUUGAGCGGCAUCUUCAUCGGCACCUCGUUCGUGUUCAAGAAGAAGGGCCUGCUCAACGCCCAGAAAAAGUACGAGACCCAGGCGGGCGAGGGACACGCCUACCUCAAGUCGCCCAUGUGGUGGACCGGCAUGAUCAUCAUGGUGCUCGGAGAGGUCUUCAACUUUGUCGCCUACGCCUUCGCCGAUGCCGUCCUCGUCACGCCGCUCGGCGCGCUGUCGGUCGUCAUCUGCGCCAUCCUGUCGUCCAUCUUUCUCAAGGAGAAGCUCACCCUCUUUGGCAAGGUCGGCUGCUUCCUCUGCAUCGUCGGCAGCGUCAUCAUCGCCCUCAAUGCGCCCUCGCACGCCGUCUCAGGCAACAUUGUCGAGUACCAGAAGCUCUUCCUGGCGCCCGGCUUCCUCGUCUGGGCCAGCCUCUGCGCCGCCACCGCCCUCGUCCUCGUCUUUGUCGUCGCGCCGCGGUACGGCAAGAAGAACAUGAUGGUCUACAUCACCGUGUGCAGCCUCAUCGGCGGCCUCAGCGUCAGCGUCACGUCCGGCCUCGGCGCCGCCAUCCUCCUCUCGAUCCGCGGCCAGAACCAGUUCAAGCACUGGUUCAUGUACUUCCUGCUCGCCUUUGUCGUCGUCACGCUCCUCGUCGAGAUCAACUACCUCAACAAAGCCCUCGAGCUCUUCAACACGGCCACCGUCACGCCCACCUACUACGUCAUCUUCACCGCCGCCACGCUCGUCACGUCCAUCAUCCUCCAGCAGGGGCUCCAGGCGUCGGCGGUCGACAUUGUCACGCUCGUCAUGGGCUUCCUCGUCAUCUGUGCCGGCAUCGUGCUGCUGCAGCUGAGCAAGAUUGACCCGCAGGAGCUGCAGGACAAGCCCGGCCUCGACCGCGGCACCACGCUGCUGCUCCGCGCCAGCCGCUCGGUCAUCUCGCAUUCGGACGAAAAGGGCGAGACGACCGCCCUCGAGGAUCCGGGCGUCGACACCAUCCGCGGCGGUCUGGGCGUCGUCGGCUCCAUGAUGCGCGCGCGCAGCUCCCGCCGCCUCAGCGGCGCCAGCUCCUUCCGCCACCACAGCGCCGCCGACGAGUACACGCUGCGGUCGCGCAACGGCGUGCCCCUCACCACGCACGGUUCCGCCAACAUCGAGCGGUACCAGCUGCACGACAAUCCGAUGAUGUCGCCGGGCGGCCUGUCGCGCGACGAGUCGCUCAGAUCGGUGCCGCCGUUCGGCCUGCCCUCGCAGCACCGCGAAACGACAAUCUCGUUUGCCUCGGGCAGCGAGGAGCCGCACGGGCAUCACGCCGUCGCGGCCGCCUCGUCGUCGCCCCUCGCCACGCCCCGCGCCAAGGACUUUGCGGCGCUCCCAGGCGGUCCGCUGCCAUCGAGCUCGUCGCGGCCACAGUCGAUGCUGCGGGACAACUCGGUGCAGGGCCUAUCGUCGAUCCGCGAGGCGUCGGGCGGCAGCGGGCUAGAGGAGUCGACGGCGGCAGCGCCGAUGCAGACGACGUACUACAUCGAUCCGUACGCGCCCGCGCCCGCCCAGGGCCAGGGGCUGCCGCGGUCCACCGAGCGCACCAACAUCAAGACGAUGUGGGAGCCGUCGAACCUGUCGCACUCGUCGUCGAUGUCGUCGCCGUCUGCGUCGCCGCAGAGCGAGGACUACAGCUACGACUUCAAGGAGCGCAAUGACGGCGACGACGACGAGACCGACGACGACGAAAAGAGGCGCGUCGGGUCGAGCGCCACGUCGUCGACGGCAGCGACGGCGACGAGGGAGCGGAACCAGCGCAGCUACCCGAAGCGGGGAGGGCGCAAGGGCGACGUCGGCAGCGAUACCGGCGAGGAGGAGGAGGAGCUGCUCAGCCCGAGGAUCGCGUAUCGAUGA
Molecule: messenger RNA, 2118 nt
Organism: Pseudozyma flocculosa PF-1
Lineage: Eukaryota; Fungi; Basidiomycota; Ustilaginomycetes; Ustilaginales; Ustilaginaceae
Exons: 1
Coding region: 1-2118 (705 amino acids)
Biological process (GO): magnesium ion transport
Cellular component (GO): membrane
Molecular function (GO): magnesium ion transmembrane transporter activity
Source: RefSeq, a predicted model, not a curated record